UCUUUAUUCUCCAAGCUGCCCUGCUCUCCUCCCAGACUCAGAGAAACAUGGCUGCCGGCUUGCUGCUUUUGGUUUGUGCAGUUGCUGUGCUGUACUCCACCAAAGCUCAGGAUUCUUACAAUGGGCUGCCUGAAAUCUACAAGAAAGGAGUGGAUCUGGCAAUAAAACAGCUCAGCUCCCUCGAUAAGGUCCAAAACCAUUAUCGCUUUUUGAGAACUGUGGAGAAAUUAGAACAGGAGGAUGUAUUUCAUGUGAAAUACUUGUUCCAUCACGUUCACCUGAAACCCACCAAGUGUCCGAAAGGAACAACUGAGACUGACCCUCAGAGAUGUCCCUUCAGGAACGAUCGACCUCUGAUGGAUUGUGCAAUUUGCUUCAAAGCACUUGGAGACCAGAUAAAAGAUGAACCCAAUCCAUAUGUUCACUGUAUCCAGAAACCGAGACUCACAGAGGUGAUGAAGCAAGCCAGGCUGCAGCACUACAGAGAGAUGAUCUACCACACGGGCUCUCCUACACUUUUGUCUCGUACUAGCGGCUAAUACGAUCCUAAUUGCAGCACAAAUAUAUCCACAAAACUAUAAAGGCAAUCUUUAAUUACCUUAGUUAAGAGGUUGCAUGUAUACUCAUCUGUAGUGUCACUUUUUUAGUAUUGACUUACUAACUUGUGAUAAACAAGUGAAAGGAGGCUUCUUUCCUUUUAAACUAAAUGUAUUCCAUGUGUUACAUGAAAUAAAAAGAGUAAAACAGC
Haplochromis burtoni (Burton's mouthbrooder) is the source of this 748-nucleotide messenger RNA. RefSeq lists its product as uncharacterized. The transcript has 4 exons. Gene Ontology annotation, biological process: regulation of lipid catabolic process; inflammatory response. NCBI's taxonomy places the organism in Eukaryota, Metazoa, Chordata, Actinopteri, Cichliformes, Cichlidae. Gene Ontology annotation, molecular function: signaling receptor binding. The coding region runs from base 48 to 539 and encodes 163 amino acids. The record is from RefSeq and is a predicted model, not a curated record.